Messenger RNA from Grosmannia clavigera kw1407, 3087 nucleotides. Its product is annotated as nuclear pore complex protein. Gene Ontology annotation, biological process: protein import into nucleus; regulation of DNA-templated transcription; mRNA export from nucleus. Bases 1 to 3087 code for a protein of 1028 amino acids. Gene Ontology annotation, molecular function: structural constituent of nuclear pore. NCBI's taxonomy places the organism in Eukaryota, Fungi, Ascomycota, Sordariomycetes, Ophiostomatales, Ophiostomataceae. Gene Ontology annotation, cellular component: nuclear pore; nuclear pore outer ring. The transcript is spliced from 2 exons. The record is from RefSeq and is a predicted model, not a curated record.
AUGGCCUUCCUCGAGGACACGCGGGAGGCCACGGCCGACGGGAGCGACGAGUUGGGCGCCGAGAUGGGCGAAGAGGUCGAGGUGUUUGCAAAGUUCCUCGACGAGUGCAUCCUGCCGCGGGGAUCGACAGCCGAACAGCGGGCACGCAUCUUCAAGCUGGUCGACCACUACUACGGCUAUGCGCGCGAGACGGCCGACGUGAUGCGCGAGCGAGCCCGCUUAGCUCGUCUAGCCCGUGGCAGUAACGACAGCACCGGCAGCAAUAGCAGUCACAACGGCAACGGCAACGGCAUCGGCAGCAUGGGCCUAGAAGUGCGGGCUUUGCAGCUGCACGAUCGGAGAGACGGCGAGAACGGAGAGAAUCAGGUUGCGGCAUCCAGCGCUCGUCAGUGGGAGGAAGAGGCCCAGACUUGGGACCUUUUGCGAAGACUGCUGCCGUUGCGGUAUCGCGACAGAAUAGCAGCAGCAGCAGCAGCAGCAACAGCGCCAACACCGACAACAACAGCCGGUCGUCCUCCGCAGACACGACGGGAAUACUGGGCCGACUUUGUGCUGUCAGAGCCAAAGGCACGUGAGCGCAAGACCGUGCUCGAGUGGCUGCAGAGCAGUGCCAGCAGCAGCCGACGGCCGAUCGAGGAAACGGUCCAGGAUCUACAGCACAGCGCCGAGCGUGGCGAGAUCGUGGCCCACGGCUGGCUGCACACGCGCGGUGCCAUCAAGCAGCACAAGCGACUAGUAGCAGCCUCGGAACCGCUCGAUCCAGCCAGCCCCGAUCUUGCCCAGUCCAACCUCGAGGUUCCGGUGCGGCUCGUCACCCAGCUCGAUCCAGACGUCGUCACGCGCCAGACCAACCGCCGCCUGGCACCGCAAGAUGCAUUUUUCGAGCAGGCUAUCUGGCUCGGCUGCUAUGAGCUGUUGCGACGCGGCCGUAGCAUGGCCGAGAUCCGUGAUUGGUGUGUCGAGCGCACAGAGCUGUGGAGGGCCGCCUCCGUCUCGGCUCUGCCGCUGUCAAGCAGCAGCGACGACGACAGCGACGACAGCGAUGCGUCCGGCUUCGACUGCCUCUCCAUGGUGCUGUGGCGCCGCAUGUGCUACCGUCUGGCCCAGGAGGCGGCUUCCAGCAGCCAGCCUGAGCGGCGCUAUGAGCGCGCCGUCUAUGGCAUCCUGUCGGGCGAUUUGGCCAGCGUUGAGGCCAUCAGUGUCUCGUGGGAUGACUUGACGUUUGCCCGCUACAACGCUGAGCUGCGCGCCCAGUUCGACGGCUAUCUGGCCCGCCAGGCCGACAGCUCUGCUUUACACGCUUUGCAGCUGCUCCACAGCGACGUGCCGGUCGAUGUCACCGUGUCUGCGUCGUCCUCUGCUGCAGCUUCGGCAGCCCGAGACCGCGAGGACCGCGUGCGCCGGGCAGCCAACACGCCAGCCAAGGCGCUGCAGGCGGCCAUCCUGGACGAGAAGCUGGACGCCUAUCUGUUCCAGCAGGGGGCUUUGUUGGCUGAGCACGCAAACGCGAUCCAAGAGUCGAAGCUGCUUCCACGCUAUGACACGUCGGCAGCCGUCGUGGCAAAGGCCGGCCAGCAGCAGCUACAGACAUCCGAAGGCCGUCGGUUUGUCGACCCGUCAGAUGCCCACUGUCUGCGGAUCCUGGCGCAUGUGCUGAUCGUCGUGAACGCGCUGGACCGACUGGAUGGGCGCGGCAAGGAUGCGGCAGCGCUGGGCCCGCUGGCACGGCGCCACCAGACCGAGGAGCAUGUCAUCGCUAGCUUUAUCAGCCUGCUGCGGCUGGGACGGCUGGAGGAGCUGAUCCCGCUGUAUGCGUCCAAGCUGCUGGGCGACCGCUGUUAUACCAGCAUGGCGUUUAAUCUGAUCCACCUGGAGGAGCGAGAUGUGCAGCUUAGGUUGCUGCAUCUCAUGCGUCGUCUCGGCCUCGACGUGAUCAAGUUUGUGCAGGUGCAGCCGCAGUUGUUCUUGGCCGACGUCGUUGAGGGCGCAGCGGGCGAGUGUCCAGCGCGGGAGACGUUUCGACUGCUGCAGGACAGCCCGCCCACGCUCAAGUUUGGGCGCUUGCUCCGGCCUGGCUUCUUUGGGGGCACCUCGGGUCUGCCGGGCGAUGAUCAGGAUGACCUGGUGAUUGUUGACCGCAAAGAUGAGCUGCUGAUACGAUCGCUGGAGUGGAUGAUGCUGGUGGACGGACUGGUGCUGGAGACGUGCGGCUAUGGCGUGCGCAUAUACAAGUAUUUCCUCACUGCACGAGUCCUGUCGUCACGGGUGCCGUGUUGCGAAAUCAUUCGGCAAAAGACGCGAUUUGGACAGGACAUGUCGGAUGAGAACGACCCAUGCUGGUGGGAGGAGCUGUUUGGGACGCAGUCGACGGGCAAGGCUGGCAGCAACGGAUCGGCAGUGGGCGACGUGAUAGACGAUGAGAUGGCCUUUAGCAACGGGGUCGAUGGGGUAGACGCGAUUGGCGGCGAGCCGUCGAAGAACGAGGUGGCGGCCCACGCGCGGCCGCUCUUUGAGCUGGAGUGCCUAGUGAACGCGCUGGACUGUCUGGAGACGACGUCGAUGCUGUCGGCCAUGAUGGCCAACACACACACAGAUCCGGCUCGUGACCGCAAUGUCGCCAAGAACAUUGACGAGAACACCAAGUUCCUUAACGGUUUCAUGCGGCCGCUGCUCAGCGGCUGGCUGCUGCAUUCUGUAGAUGGUGAGCAUUCUGUGUCCUCUGUUUCCACCUCACUCUACCACUUGCUCACACUCACAGAUGAUCGCGAUUCCCGGGCGCUGCGCGAGACAUAUCUCCCGCAGGUGGUCAUUGGCUUUGCCAGCACACUGCAGUUUGCGGGCACGACAUCGUCGCGUGACUACCUGCUCGAGUGCAUGGAGCUUGCGGCGGCCGUGGCGGCCCCUGGCAGCGACUUGGCGACGGUGCUGGUUCAGACCGGCCGGAUGCGCGAGCUGGUAGAGUCGUUUGCUUCUUGCAGCAAAGCGUUGGCCAUCUGGACGAGCGACCUGAAGAAGGGACCGGGCGCGGUCAGCAAGAAGACGCGGGAGAUGGGCUGGUCGCGCGAGCUAUGGUCGGUGAAGCAGUAG